This is a messenger RNA of Scatophagus argus, 1854 nucleotides long. RefSeq names its product transmembrane protein 33 (gene tmem33). Gene Ontology annotation, biological process: membrane organization; endoplasmic reticulum tubular network organization. NCBI's taxonomy places the organism in Eukaryota, Metazoa, Chordata, Actinopteri, Scatophagidae. Bases 181 to 927 code for a protein of 248 amino acids. The transcript has 8 exons. Gene Ontology annotation, cellular component: membrane; endoplasmic reticulum. The record is from RefSeq and is a predicted model, not a curated record.
UUAGAGUAAGAAUUUGAAGUAAGCCAAUCAGAAGCAGAGUCGGGCGGGCGAUACCUUCGUCAUCGUGGAAAAAAACUAACCUUGGUCAGCUGAUCAUUCGUUUCAAGUGGUGACUAGCACCCUGUCACUUAACGUAGAAGUUUGACGCUUUAAACUUGAGAGACAACCACACUCACAAAGAUGGCUGAUGCAAACCAGCAACAUCCACCUCCCCAACUAGGGCUUAUGCAAUUUUUAAUGAGCAACAAGUUGGAAACUGCGAUGUGGCUUUCACGGCUCUUCACUGUCUACUGCUCUGUCAUGUUUAUUCUACCAAUUCUGGGACCCUAUGCAGCAGCUAACUUCUAUCAGCGAGCCUUGUUAGCGAAUGCCCUCACCAGUGCCCUUCGCUUGCAUCAAAGGCUGCCGCGCUUUCAGCUGAGCAGAGCUUUCCUGGCCCAGGCUCUCCAGGAGGAUAGCUGCCAUUACCUGCUCUACUCCCUCAUCCUGGUCAACUCCUACCCCAUCACAAUGAGCAUCUUCCCAGUCUUCCUCUUCUCCUUACUUCAUGCAACGACCUACACAAAGAAAGUUCUCGAUUCUAUGGGCCCCAGCAGCCUGAUGUUCGUCAGAAACCUACUUGACAAACUUACAACCAAUCAGCAGAACAUCCUGAAGUUCAUCGCCUGUAACGAGAUAUUCUUGAUGCCAGCCACUGUUUUCAUGCUCUUCAGCGGCCAGGGGAGUUUGCUGCUGCCUUUCAUUUACUACCGAUUCCUCACUCUUCGCUACACAUCCAGAAGAAACCCAUACUGCCGCACCUUGUUCACGGAGCUGCGAAUCCUUCUGGAGCACUUCAUCAUGAAACCUGCCUGCCCCGUCUUCUUCAGGAGGAUGUGCCUCAGCAGUAUCGCCUUCAUCAGCCGUCUUGCACCCACGGGCGUCUGAUUACACUACAUGAAAGUUUUGUUUUCUUUAUCUUUAUGCUUUGUUUUUCCACCAUUUAGGAUGUGACUUAAACUUUGAUGGGGACAGACAUUGCCAUCAACAGAAGAAACUGUUUUUUGAAUGUCAACUUUACGAUCUGUGCUCCAUCUUCUCUGUAUACUUGAGUACAGUUGAAGACAAGUCAGUAAUGCACAGAAGUCUCAUGGUGAUAUUUCUUUUCCCGUCUUCUCAAUGUGACCUCAUUCAAGCAGUGGACACCCCUCACUUUUACGGACACCGCAGACAUCAGGUGUGUUCUGUAUGUAUCAGCUGUUAUGUCUUUAUUUAUUCGUGAAGAUUUCUUAUGCUAUGAUGAAAUGUUAACAUUCUGAGAUUAGUAACUUAAAUGAAGAUGUGCUUACACAUAAUUAAAUAAAUAUUCUUUUUUUUAAAUCGUGUUGGAUGAAGAAUGAUGUUGAUGGAUGGAGAAUGAGAUUUGUUUGCAGUCUCUGCCUAGUUCAGGUUUUUUAUGUGCUCUGAUUUGUCUAAAUGCCUAACUUUAAGUGUCAGUCAGUACCGUCAAAGCUCACUCUUUUAGCAACAUGCACAAUCUUGGUAUGAUGACGAAAUGGGAGCCAAAUAAAUGAACAAGAUAUCUGCUGUAUUUUAUGGGAGACUUUAAGGUACCAAGACAUUUUACUGUAGGAUUCAUAUGUGAAAUGAGCUUCUGAAGGCAUGUCAUGCUUCUAACUGCAUUCUGACAUUGUUUCAAAAACUCUUGAAUUUGUUCCAUUCAUUUCGUCUGUUGUAGUUUUUUUUUUCGUAAUGCAUGCUCUUAUUUUUUGUUUCAUGUUUGAUGCGCUUAUUCACCUACAGACAAACCACAUUUUUUGACAAGGAUAAAAUGAUCUCUUAAUUAAACCAAUAAAAUAUUAAAGAACUGUAAUG